This is a messenger RNA of Habropoda laboriosa, 2655 nucleotides long. It is a transcript of the gene Cp190, whose product is annotated as centrosome-associated zinc finger protein CP190-like. Gene Ontology annotation, molecular function: protein binding. The record is from RefSeq and is a predicted model, not a curated record. The coding region runs from base 82 to 2655 and encodes 857 amino acids. The transcript is spliced from 5 exons. NCBI's taxonomy places the organism in Eukaryota, Metazoa, Arthropoda, Insecta, Hymenoptera, Apidae.
UUCUCAUUACAGGAUUUGGUCCAAUUGGACUAUGAGCAUAAAUAGAUAUAAGUAGUUGAAUUUAAUAACAUCAGGUGUACAAUGGAAGCAGCAAAUCAGGAUAAACAACUUCCUUCACGGGGGUUAAAGCAAGUAAAGGUAGACAAUUGGGGAACUUUCUUCCUUCAAAGACUUCAGCAGCUUUAUUUUGAAGAAGAGUUACUUGAUCUUACAAUCAAAUUUCCCACUAGUGAUAUCACUGUUCAGGCUCAUCGUUUAGUCAUAACAACAUGCACAGACUACUUUAUGCAAUUGGAACGUGAGCAAAAAGAAAAGGAUGAAAAUUUUGAUGGGGUAAUUAUCAUGCCAGCAGAUAUGCCAUAUGAAUGUGUCAAGUCAAUUAUAAGUUUUAUGUACACUGGACAGUUGGAGUAUUGGACUUCUGAGCAACAUGCUUUAUAUCGUACAGCACAGAAAAUGAACAUGGCUGUUCUAACUAAAUUGCUUGAUGCACAAUUUAACACUGCUUCUCCACAAAGUGAACAGUCAGUAAAGUGCAACGCCCGACCAGUAAUAGCAGUUUCAAAGCCAUCAACAUCUAGCACAAAACCAACAAAUACUUCCACUGCAUCUUCAGGGCUUUCAAGUCAGCCAUUGCCAGGUAGAAAGCUUCCCAUUUGGAAACGGAAGUUGGAUACACCACAGAGUAUGCCAUCGUUGAAUUAUGAAAUGCGAACAUUCCACGGGAUGCCCUCGACAAAUAGGCCUACAGAGGUGACUCCUGGUCCUUCCCGAUUUGAUCUCCCUGAAGCUGAAGAGUUUGCACUCGGUGUGUUUUCAUCGUUCGAUGACAUCACAUACAAUACAAAACCUAUCGUUCAAGCGCCAGACAAAUAUAAAAGAGACAGUUCGCCUAGUGGUAAAUGUUCCCCAGAUAGAGAUAGUAAAAACGACACGACUGAAGAUGAGGAGGACGAAGGUCAUGCAAACGAGAAGAGUCUUAAAGAAAUGAAUUCCGACGAUGAUUGGUCUGUGUCUAGAUGUUUCCAAAGGGGUCAAGAUACACAGCCCUCGCCAUCAAAGAGGGUACGAUUUGAUCUGGAAGAGAAAGAGAAUAUGGAAAAAGGAAAACCGUCUUACAGAGCCAAUUCAGAAGAUUCGAUUAAUAAUCAUGCAAAAAUCAUUCGAGAAGUAUUGAAGAAAUAUCCCCAUUUGGUAAAGAAUAACAAGAACAUACGUUUGAAGAUCAUGCAGAAAGAAGCAAAAUCAGCAGAUAGCAAUUCAGCGUGCAAGACGAAAGUUUCGUAUGUAGUUUUAAAGUCUGACCACUUGAUGUCAAGCAAUAACAGCGAGGAUACUGAGUCAAAGAGUAAUGGGAAUGUCGAUGGCGGCGAGACUGGACCUUGGAAGUGUAACAAGUGCGACUUAGAGGAGGAGUAUACAAACUACUACAUGUACAGAAGACACAUGCAAGACGUGCACGAGGAAAAAUUCGAUCCGCGGGUCUGCGAGCACUGUGGCUACAAAGCGACCAAACGAAAUAUUUUAAUGUAUCAUCUUUACACGAAACACAACGUGCCUCCGCCAAAAAGCAUGUGUUUCCCGAAGUGCCAGGCAUGUUCUUACGUGGCACUCUCGGAGACACUUCUCGUAAGGCACCAGAUCAAUCACAAUCAUCGGCCAACAUCGCGUCAGCAUUCGUCGACGGCCGAAGAAAUUCAGUGCAUGCAGUGCUCGCAGACGUUCAAAGACGUUACCGAAUUGACGACUCAUGAGAUUAACACAGGUCAUGGAAACUUGCCCGACGGUAAAGAGAAAGGUCACCGUUGCACACAUUGCGGCAAAGUUUUCGUACGAGCGACAAACUUGCAAGUUCAUCUCGACUGUGUGCACAAGGAUCUACGGGAUACCGAAACAACGACGGUGUCUAUGCCAACCAUUUCUCUGGAACCUUCCUCAGAAGCGGAAGCUCUAAGUCACGUAGCAAGCGGUAUAGCUGCUUCCUUGGGCGUUGGAGACAGCGUUCCGGCGGAAACUCACGAAGUAACUUCGAACGUGUCGGAGUAUACCGUACCGGAGAUGCAGAUAAACAAUAUUCCACACGAAAUGACAUACAACACUCACGAACUCGAUGGACAGCACAUGAUCAUGUUGAUUGACAAUGAUAAUUAUCAGCAACAGGAGAACGAGCAGCAACAACAGCCACAACAGUUGAAUAUUUCCGAUAACGAGCAGAUCGUGAUGCAGGGAACGGAGGAUGGGAUGAUCGUUUAUAUUCAUGGAAAUGAAGAAGGAGACCGGCAAACGUAUGAGAAUUAUCAGUCGGAGGAACUUACUGAAGAGACCGAGGAAAUAGUGGAAGAGGUGGUCGAGGAAGUUGAGGAGAAAGUGACAGACGAGGAGAUGCAGGUUGAACAAUCCGAGAUAUUAGACGAUUGCAAUGCCGAUCAAGUGGAGGAAGUUAUUCAAUACGUGGAAGAACAGACAGAAAUAGUGGAGUACGACGAGCAAUGCAGCGAACAAAGUAACAGUGUGGACGAGUCGCAGGAAUCGGUUAUGAUCAUUGAAGAGGAGCAUGUUGAAGGGGAGCAAGAUAUUGAAAAGAACGACAAGCAGAAUAAAACGGAAAGCUUCACCGAGUGGGACGAGGACAGUAGAGAGUUAGCUGAAUCAUAA